AUGACUGUUAUUGAUACCAGCCUGGACAGUAUUCAGAAUCUUGUGGAAAAACUCGAUAAUCCGAUCGAUGAAAUUAGAUUUCGGGCAUUGGCUGCGAUUUCCUCAAAGUUGCAACGCGAGCUGCUCGUCCCUGACGAACGAACUUCAGUUGCUCUUGCUGAGAAAUCAUUAGAUUGGUUGAAUAAGUCGCCACUGCUGAACUCUUUGGAUAUUUUGAAAAUUCUUCAGUUUUUGGUCGCUAAAGAAUCUGUUAGACAAACUGUCAUUCGUGCUAGUGGAUUGGCCAUCUUAGCCAGGGUUCGAAACCAGCUACCAGUUACUUCAAUUCGCGACCUCAUCGAUGACAUUUUGAGACUCAUUUCCGGUGGGGAGAUCUUUGCGCCAGACUCUUCUCAGCAUGUCGUCUUUCAACAACCCGCAAAAUGGAUACAACCCUCUGGAUAUUUUAACUUUACUGGGUCAAGCAUUCUCUCAACCACCUCUGCAUUUUCUAAUACUCAGAGCCAGAGUUGGAAGUGGUUUCUUCGCUCCAAAGAACCAUAUAUUUUUCCUUCAUGCACUUCCAAUUCAAACGUAUGCGCAGUUUAUGAUGUGCUGUCUCACUCGCAACCUUCAACUUCCAUCUCACAUUUAUCAGCUAAGCAUGUGUUCUCCUUCCCGUUCCUCCCGCUGACGAAAACGGACAGUGACGUGAUACGGGCAUCCUUAGACUCCAUCAAGUCCACGGAUCCUGAGGUGGCUUUGACGGGAAUAAAGUUUUUUCAAGAUGUUGUAUUGGAAGAUUUUGUUGCGGAAAUAUUUCUGCAGCGGCCAGCCAUCACUGAGACUUUGCUUCGUUUACUCACUUGUGUUGAAUCCUCUUUGGCCAUUGGAGCUGCAGAUGCAUUGACUUGUUUAUGUGAGAAGGUGAUCAAUCGCGUUUACUUUCAUUUAGACCCGAACAACUAUUCCACCGCUUUUGGUACCUCUCCGCCUUUCAUUUGGGAGCGCUCUUACACUGAUACAGUAUCUAACCGAAUCUCAUCAUCUCAAAACACCAGCAACCCAGCAACUACAUCAUCCGCACCCAGUACAUCCAUUGUUCCCGGUUCAACUCACCAUCUUCCAAGUCUUCCUUGCGCUGUCUCCGAGUUGCGUUCCCACACGGACGAGGCUAUCGAACGUCCGUGCAGUUUCUCUAUACCUGAUUUUUGUAUCGAAUUACUUCGUGAGGUCGGUUGUGGACUGCUCGCUACGGUCGACCAGCAGGGAUCUGGUGGCGGACAUAACCCCUUACAGGGCGAACAUAGUAAUCGUCGGAAGUUCAAUAAAUCGGAAUCGAAACUGAACUUGGAGGCGAAGCUGCUGCAACUCAUGUGGUUAUCCAUCCGACUACUUUUGGUCAGCACUUCACCGAUUGAGCUGGCGAAACCCAUGCUAAGACGCGAAAAACAGUCUACCACUUGGAGUACGCUGUGGAAUUGGAUGUUUCAGGCCAUCCCACUCGAUAAGGAUGUCUUAAAUCCUUACGAACUACCCAAAGGUUUUCCAACCUGUUUGGAACCGUGGAGCCAGCUGCUUUCUUUGUUGACUUGUACUUGGAACGACAGCCCAUUGUCUGGUCACUCUUCUGUCGGGUGGAAUUUUGCGGAAAUUACGAAACAAACUGCAUCCGCGUCUCUUCCACACACCAUCAGUAGGCACGUGUACUUGACAGCUUUAGGCAAUCUGUAUUACCUGAUCUCGUCCCUGUUCACUCCAGAAACCGCCCUCUGUAUACUUCCAGUCGAUUUGCGCAAUCAACUGUCGCUAUCCCUUCUGGACAUCGGAUUGCUGUUCCAAUCGGAGAGUGCUUCAGGCGAGUUAGAGGGAUAUGGAUUACCUGCGUACGUUGCGUUAUUUAAUGCAGGGAUCUUCAAGACUUGGCAACUGUUGACUCUGCUAGGUCAAUCUAUGACUCAACUCGUCAGGUUUCUAUCUGCAGUUGAUUCUUUGGAUCCGAGUGAUGGAAGCAAGAUGCUUUCUGAGGAAACUCUCAAUCUUGCUGUUGAGGGCCUCGAUUCCGUCGACAUCGUUGGGUCCAAUCGCUUUGCGUCCGAGUUCGUCCGCUUUCUAAACAAGCUGUCCAUGAACGACUGUCGCCUGACCUCCACAGUUUUGUGGCGUGGCCAACUUGUCCUCCUCCGUUUGCUUAGCCAUCCCAUUGUUUCAGUUCGAAAGGCCGCGUUUACUCAGCUACGUGAUGUGAUACAGCAUGCUACUGAUCCACGCGUUGUCUCCGACCCGUUACAACAAGUUAACCCCUUAGAAUUCGUCCUGCGGGAUGAGGUAUUGUGUGAACUCCUCGAAUUCGGAUUGACGGAUGAUUGCAUUGAAAUACGUACUUUGGCCGAGCAGCUUUUGUGCUGUUUACUAGACUCAUAUGAUUACCUCCCGCAAUCCAGUUGGCGUACGUUGCGUAGACUGUGCAUGGAACCGGCAUCUUCGAACACUGUUGGGAUUCGCUAUCGUCCUCUGAACAUCAUUCUUGGCGUAUACGCAACUGCUGAGUCUAGCUCGACUGCACCCACAAGCUUUGGCAAAUUGGCGUUGGAUUGGUGUCUCGGCCACAUGACUCCUGCCGGACGAACCGCAGCAUUCACGGAGUGCUUGCAGUCUUCUGCCGAAGACACCGAGAUUACUGAACACACUUCGUCCAUCCAAUCCUGUUGUCGUCUGCUCUUUCAUCGUAAUCGUGCAGUCCGUUCAGUAGCCGGGCUGGUCAUGGCACGGCGUUUACGAAAAUUUGUAGCAUCGCGAGCAAGCCCCAGCGCUGGCACCUCUUCUUCCCUGCUGGAUGCCAGACUGGUCACUGGUAUGAGUACCGUGGUAGAAGUGAGCGAGGCUAGCGGGACAAACACUCGUCAGACAAGCACUCCAGUCGAGUUAUGUUGCGCGGAUGGCCAGCUAAUUCCAGCCCUCAUCGAUUGCCUCAUAUAUCCUCAAGAUGAAACGGGAGCCUCCCAACCACUCCCCUUCGUUUUGGACCACAUCGAUCGAAUUGGAUGUGAACCGACAGACACGGAACAAGUAGAUGGCCUUGUACGGGUUGUGCGUGUUUUCACCGAUGAUCAAGCUGAUUUGAAUGUACGUCGAGCUGCUGGCGAACAGGCUCUCAUGCUUGCUAAACAUCCCGGUGCGGCACUAGCGUGGUUGUCCAAUGAAGGACUCACCCACUUCACUCAGUGGCUCUCCCGUCUCUUACACAGCUGGCCUUCAACUAGCACUAAAGUUGUCUCUCCCGAACUCCCCAAACCCACCGUGACCUCAGUUUCCAUCGCUCGGGUGCUAUUACCUGUAUCCGUCCGUAUCUUACGUUUUGUUGCCGUAUGGAGCACGGCUGGCCGCAAACAUAUGGCAAGCGACAAGGAGUUGAUAUUAAAUCUUCUUUACUUGCGUCUUAUUUCUUCUGGAUCCGGUGGAUUGCAUGAAGAUUUAAUGAGCUUAAUGGCGUUGCUGCUCUUUGAUCCGGUGGUACGCGAGGCCGAAGAAUGCCCGAUUUGUCUUCCUAAUGCAGUUUUCACUGGCUACCUGAUUCCAUUUACCUGUCCGACGUAUUCCUUGCGCUCGCAAUGGCGUGAGCUUGGCUCUUCGGGGACCGUUUCACACAGUCCCUUUCAGCCCCUUUUGGAUCUCCUGUCUGUGUCAAAUUCCGAUGAACAGACUCGAAUUUUCCAGUCCAUGAUCAGACGCGGUUUCCGCAUAUGUUGGUCGUUCGCAUCCCACGGUGGUUUGGCCUCUUUUAUAAAGCAUACGCUGUCCGUUCUAGGCGUUCUUCCUUCUGAUUGUGUUCAGGUUGACUCCGAUCUGGUUGAUAUUUGUUUCAAACGCUGCCGCGAUUACACCCCUUUUUUAGGCCAGUUGUCCAUGUCCAGCAGCGAUUUGAGCCUCGUUCUGUUCAGUCAGUGGGAUGCCAGUGUUCUCCUUUGCCUGGCUGCCGCCCAACAUGCGACCAAUCACGGGUCACUUGUGAAAGCGAUCUCUAUUCUUCACCGCUGUUGUGCAAUGUGUGCAUGCGCCCCGGCAUCUGGGUUCGUCUCGGAUAUGCUCAACUCAACGUCGUCGUGUUGUUGGUGGUCUUGCGGACAAUUGGAGCGCUUCCUAUCUACCUUACCCGCUUGCUCUGCGGAUUUUCAACUUCUCACUUCGUUACUGCAUGCAAUUGAACAGACGGGCCUGUUGUCUUCCACUCCGUUGUCUAUCUCCUUCGGCACGACCUUAGAGCUCUGUCAAUGGUUGUUUCGGAUGCUCGUGGAUGACCGCGGCGCUCUGUCAUACUGCUUAUUGCAACCAAGUGCCGGCGUUGGUGAAACUGACAGUCGUCGACUCAUUUCCGCCAAACGACACCUGGUCUACUACCAUUUGCCACGUCUUCUGUAUCAGCUGACGGAGCGGCUCGCGUCGUUGGAACGAAGUUCCUCAGAAUUCCGUCGCUUUUGGUCAGCCAAGUCACAUUGUGACCAUUCGGGAACCGAUGAAUCUGCUCCCAAUCGUUCACCAUGUUCUACACCAACUCAAUUCUUCCGGAUUUGUCUUCGUUGGAGUCUCAACGCACUGGUACAAUUCACACUAACCCCGUUCUCCGACCUCGUGAGACUGCGAUUUGUUCUCGGAGUUCUAUGCAAUCUCACUUCCUCUGCUCUCUGGAUGUCGGAAUUCGAUCUCCUAUGGCUGCCUGAUCUGUUGAUUGUUUCCACUCACCUGCUCACACGAUUCGACUCAGGCCGUGAGGAAGCGAACGCGUCUUUCAUGGGCCUCGGCUCUCUGCGAUUGUUGCUUUUAUUGAUUAACCAAGUCCUUCAGCAGAUUUUGGAGCAACCGACUCUUCUGGACUUGAUCGUAUCAGAGAAUCAAUCCUUGAACUUAUCUGGUAAUGUGCCCUCAGACCUCAGUGACACCUUACCUCGGGCACCCUGGUACACAGGAGAAUGGAUUUUACGCUGUCUAGUCUACCGGUCGGUCGAGGUUCGUAGUCUAGCCCUGUCGCUCCUCGGUCGAAUUGCACUGGUUCCGAUCUGGGCCAAAGGAUUCAGCACACAUUCUUUAUCGGCCGAAACUCGUGGCAUGCUCUUGGCGCAUGGUCUUGAUGUGCCUUCUUCGGGCGGUCGGCUGUGGGCAAUCGCGCUCGCGGUGUUACUCAAUCGCAAAGAAGCCAUUCUUUGUCGGAUUCAGGCACUUCAGUUGCUUACAAAUUUGACUUCGAUACCGAUCGAUCCGCGUGAUUCUGGUAUCUUUCUACCUCAAAUUACGGAUGCGACUUCGCGGCAAAAUAUAACUUCCGAACAAUUACGACCAACUCCUUUGACUGAGAACCUCGCACCAGCCGAAUCUGUUGAAUUAUCAGCUAUUCGCCAGCAUAAUGUUGUCACUGCUAGCAAUCAUGGACAGGAGCAUGGUGUACUGUGGCCAGCUGCCGCUCGUGGACUUGUUGCUGAAGGGGAUCGUCCCUCCGCGAUUUCGGAAAGCGAUGAUCGUCAAUCAAGCGUCAUUGACCUACGAGAAUUAUUUGAUUCUGAAAUCGGUUCCAGCGAUGUGCAACAACGUUUUUCAGCGUUGGUCGAUUACUUGCGCCCCUUGUUUGAGAAUAUUCACGUUGAAACAAAUGAAACUGCACGUAUCAGACACAGUCAGCGUCACACUGGUACGGGCUCUUCUCGUUUUGAACGCCCAUGGCUACUGCACACGAUGCCAAUUCCUCGAGAUACCUUGUUGCCGUGCUACUAUGAUUCCAAUUGUGGGCUACAUUUGCUUGGACUACCUGCUUUGCAUCAGUUGCUAAUCACCCGAAGCGUUUUCCUUGCAUUGCACGAAAUUCUCUCGUCCUACCUUCCGCAACCGCUGCUGGAUCCUCUGCAUUGGAAUCAACUGGUUGGCGUCACGACCUGUCUCACUUCCACCAUCGUGGACACCACGGAGUCAUCUACCCCGAAUCAUCAAUCCGCCUUUGGUCAUUCUCACCCUACGAGCAUUCAGACGCAAGAUUUGCACCCGAAAAUCUUGUGCACUCCUUUAAUGGUCACAGCGGUGUGCCAGUUGUUGUCUAACUUGUUGCAUCAAUUGCCAAAGCUAGUUCUGGCCGAAUCGUCGAGACUGCGGAUUAACUCCCUCCUGAUGAACAUUGUGGAUCCAACUCUUCUUGAAGCCUUCCUGACAGCCAACUCCGCAGCUAGUUGCCGCACCUGCUCAAACAACGGUCGUGUGUGCAUGGAUUCUUGGUCUACAACAGCGGGACAAUUGAUAUCCGCUUUUUCUGCUUGCUUACGUGUGUUGCGUUGCCAAGCGGCAAUGCAUAAUGCGUUUCGAGCACAGCUUGCUUCAGAUGCACGCUUCUUGGCUCAGCUGAUUCGUAGUCUGAAGUACACAGAUUCCAUCGACCUGUUGGCUCCUUUGUGGCGUGAACUAUUCGUGCUGCUCACUUACGUUCUGUUACCAUCGGACGACACCGAUGCCGAUGAUCUCCGGUUCCGCUUGAUCUUGCAGCCGCUUGCAUCUCAGGUGGAUGCGGUUCUUUUGAUCGCUCUCGGCAUGAUGGACCGAAGCGAGUCAGAGUUGGUCGGUCAGUGCGAUUCACCUCAACGGAAAAAUGACGCUUAUUACUGCAAAAUUUCGCGGUCGACUCUCGACUUCAUCACCGUGGCUCUUUCGUGCCACCGGCCGCUGUCCUCCAAUCCCAUUCUGCUCAAGAUGGAAUCGCAGGCAUCCUCUACUCAGACCUUGGUGGCGUCAUUCACUCGACGCCUAAUCUCUUUGACCUCCGCUAAUUCAUCGGACAGCCAGCCGGAUAAAUUGGCCAAUUCUACCAAGCGCCCUUUUGUAGUACACCUCACCACCAAGCUGCCGGCCAGCUUUACAAGCUAUCGCCGCGCCUUGUUGGCUACACUGCGCACGUUGUUAGGUGUGUGUCGUUCUGCCAAAGCUGUUGCUCUUGAAGAUAAUCUUUUGGAACAACUGAUGCUGAACAUGAAGCUCGUUCAGGCCAAGAUGGACUUUUGUUUCUUGUCCGCGCAAACUGGUACUCCCACCAUUGAACGUCGGCACCAUACUACUUGGACAUGGAACACACUGUCAGAUGAUCUGGUCUCCAAAAUGGAAAUCGUGCAUAACUUAAUCUACGUUUACUCAGAAGCGCGAAGGCGAGUUGUGGAUGCUGGAUUUGCUCAGUUCACUCAGCGCCUAUGGCCUCUCGCUCUACAAGACGAUCGUAUCCUUCACUCUCUCCUUUCUCUGCUAACCAAUCUCACUGCGGAUUGCCCGUACGCGAGCGCAUCCCUCGUCAGUAAUCCGAACGCUAUCCCCUCCGGUUCGAUCAGUAAGGUGGCACAAGAAGAGCGAUUCUCACAGGCAGCCAGGGAUCGAGGCCCAUCUGGUGCUAUGCUCUACCGAGGUCAGUCGACACCCACAUCUGGAAUGUACGAUGCGCCGGGUGCGUCUGCAGCCGUUCAGUCUUUGGUACAGCUUUUAUAUCGCCUUGUGCAUCCCAUGCUAUCCCAUGGAUCUGUAGGUAACACCGCCACUCAACUCUCUUCAUCCCGAUUCUCCACCUCCACUGGAAAGCUGUCCCCAGCACCACAAUCGAUAAACGAAGUGACGCUGCGGUUCGUCUUUCAGCUCUUAGCUAACAUGAUGUGGGCUGCGGAGGCUCGUUGUGCAUUACUCAAGACCAAACUACUACAUCACUUCACCGAGUUGGACACGCGCGUAAUGUGCAAAUCACGCCGUGGACAAUUCACUUUGACCCUGUGGCUUCAGCUUCUGGUCAGUUUAUCCUUCACACGAGAUGGACAACAGAUCUUGUUCGGUCAAUCUCGUAUACCGGAAGUGCUGGUGUCUUGUGUAUCACAUAGCAAAGGACACAACCGAGAACGAGCCUUGCUGGCUAUGCGAAAUUUGUGCACUAGCACCACACUCAAGAGUCAGCUGCUCUCCGGAGAUUCCCAAAUGCUUGGAUGCAUCAACGACAUACUCAUCUCCAUGACGCAGAAUGAGCAAUGUUUGGACGCGGUCUCACUGGCAGUUAGCUCUCUGUUGGCUCUCGUCUAUGGCAACCAAAAGGUUCGUGUCCUAAUUCGUUCUGCUGGCUGUCUCCACCUACUAACGAAUAUAUGGUCGGCGUGUCAAAGACUUCCGGAUUCCAUGGAUCUCGUCCCCAAAAUACAAAAACUGAUUGCGCAACUACAGAAGUAAUCAAGGUGAUGGAAUAUACUCAUUCCAAGCCAAGCAUUUAUGGAUCAGCCUCAUUUUUGACCUUUGUCAGGGAACUCCCCACUAUAUACGGAAACAAUAAAACCAUACUUUGCUU
Messenger RNA from Dicrocoelium dendriticum, 8317 nucleotides. NCBI's taxonomy places the organism in Eukaryota, Metazoa, Platyhelminthes, Trematoda, Plagiorchiida, Dicrocoeliidae. The record is from the annotation of a GenBank genome assembly.